UUAACGUCUCAUUUAUAUGAAAAAGAAGAUGAUAUCAUUCCUGCGAAUUUUCUGUCAGCACAUCCCGUGCACCUAAAAUUGAUAUGUAUGUAUAUUUGAAAACUGGUAUCAAACACAAGGUAUUUUCCGAAACACAGACAGAUACCUCUGUCCCCCUUCUGGACUUUGAGACUAACAAUCUUCGUAUAGGGUAACGUUAUUUUAGUGUGAGAAGUACUAAAAUAAUGGGGAAUGAUAACACGAGCGAUUUACAGUCAGCCCUCGCAGAGAAAGGAUUGACAAUUUCCAUCACACAAGAGAAGGGCCGUUGUCUCGUUGCGACGCGCUCUUUUGCUCCAGGAGAGAUUGUACUAGUUCAGGAGCCAUAUGUAUCUGUACUCGAUGCUGCCUCCAUAAAUAAGAGAUGUGAUACAUGUUUUCAACUGUCUAUGAACCUGAAAAGAUGUUCUGCUUGCAAAUUGACUUGGUACUGUAGUAGUAUGUGUCAGAGAAAUGGAUGGAAACUACAUCAAUAUGAGUGCAAAGCAAUUAUGUUUCUCAAGGAGGAGAAACAACAAAUACUCACACCUUCAUUGCGACUGAUGUUGAGGCUUCUCAUUAAGAGAAAAUUGCAAAAUGAUGAGGUUAUUGCAAAGACGACAAUGGAUAACUACAUGCUAGUUGAAGCUCUACCAACUCAUAUGCUUGAUGUUGAUGAGAAGCAAUUGGUUUUAUAUGCACAAAUGGCGAACCUGGUUAAUAUGAUUAAACCAUCCGAGGAGAUAACAAUAAAGGAAAUCACCCAAAACUUUUGUAGGUUUGCUUGCAACGCUCAUACUAUCUGUGAUAGUGAAUUAAUGCCUAAAGGGACAGGUCUUUAUCCCAUUAUCUCCAUCAUAAACCACAGUUGCUUUCCAAAUGCUGUUCUUUUGUUCGAAGGAAAGAAUGGCUUUGUUCGUGCUGUGGAAACUAUAGAAGAAGGCUCUGAGCUGACACUAAGCUAUGUUGAGAUUGCUGCAAAUACAUAUUCACGCCAAAAAUCCCUCAAGGAACAGUAUUUUUUUGAUUGCAAAUGUUCACGGUGUCUAAAAUUGGGCACUCCUGAAGGUCUUUAUGAAGAUUCUAUUCUAGAAGGCUUCCAAUGUUCAAAUGAGCUUUGCAAGGGAUAUUUGCUUCAUGACCCUGGAAAUGCUAAGAAUUUAAUAUGGCAGUCAUGUGGUUGUAAGUGGAACGAGGAUGAAAUGGAGAAGCAAGUUAAAAAGACUGACAAAGUUCUCAAGGAGGCCUCAAAAUUUCUUUCAUGUGGAAAUGUGUCUGAGGCACGACAUUUGUAUGAGCAAGUUGAACAUCUUCAAACUCGGCUUUGGCAUCCAUAUUCAGUACACCUGAUGAGAACACGGGAUACCCUAUUGAAGAUAUGCAUGGAGUUGCAAGACUGGAGAGAAGCUCUCAAGUAUUGCCGAUUGACUCUUCCGGCCUAUGAAAGGGCUUAUCCAUCAAUUUAUCCUUUGGUGGGAUUACAGUACUAUACAUGUGGGAAACUUGAGUGGUUUCUUGAGAACACAGUGGAGGCUCUUAAGUUUUACUCAAAGGCUGCAGAGAUCUUAGCUGUUACACAUGGACACAACUCAGAAUUUGUGAGGGAACUAUUUGACAGAAUACAGGAAGCACGUGCAGAAACUUCUCACUUGAGUGCGAGCCAUGAUCACUAUGAUAGGACAACCGAUAUCAACCAUGGGAAAGAACAAGCGAGAAAUGAUGGAACAACGAGAGGCUGAAAAUGAAAGACAAAGGCAAGGUAUGAAGAAAUUACGUGACAUAAGAACAAUGGGAGAAGAAGGUAUGUCAUCCUCAACAUCUUAAUUUGAUUUACCAAACGAACAUAAUUCACUUAAUGCAAUUGAAGAAGAGACAUUUGAUUAUCGUAUGAACCUAAUGCAAUUGAAGAAGAUACUGCAUUGAAUAAUCAAUUAAAUGAUGAACAUACACCUGCUCUAUUUGAUGAAUUGAAUGUACACAAUGCACCGAUGUUAACACCUCCUAGAAUCAUUCGUAGGAAACCAAAGUAUCUAAUUGACAUUGAUGAAAAUGUAUUGAAGCCGAUGCUUGAUAAAAUGAAUGAACGAACUAUUAGGAGAAUGGUUAAAAGAAUAUGACAAAACUAUUUUAAAAACUUAAAUCAAACCGCAAUGUCAAUUAAUUGUUCAAAUGAUUAAAAAUUUGAAUUUUAGAGAAACAAUGAAAAUUAUAGGCCUAAGAUCAUCUAAAAGUAACAACGAAAGAACUAUUGUGAGAAAUCUAUUUGAUGCAUAUCAAGCUAUUGGUUCAAAAUCACAUACUAAAGAUUCUAAUGCUACUCGACGUGUCAUUACAUCAACUAUAAAGAACAAGAAAAUAAAAAAAAGAUCGUUUGAUAAGAAAAACAAGUAAGUCAUUAAACGUUAGGAGAACAACAUUAAGUAAAGCAUUACAAAGGCGAAUAAAAUAGAGGAACCUAACAAUAAUUCUCUUUGGGUAUUCUCGGGUAGACUACCACGCAAAGACAAGGUUGUUGUUGAUGCAUUAAGAACAAUAAUUAAAUUUUUUUGGCAUGACAACACAAGAGUUUCGCCCAACCAAAGAGAUGUUGUUAGAAGGCGAAUCAGUCUACAAACCAUGAGCCACAUGGCAAAAACUAUUUGGAUAUGACUCAAACAAAAUUUUAUGAAAGAUUCCUUGAAAAGUUUCCUCAAAUAAGAAUUUCUCAAAUAUUUUUUGAAAUGGCAAAACCUUUUUAUAUUAAGAUUAAUCAUGUAUGCACCACAUGUUGUUGUAGGAUGCAUAUUAAAUUUUCCAUGCACUAUGAUAUUUUUCGUCAUAAAUGUUCUACUUUGCACACUAAUGAUGUUUUGUAUGAAUGCAAUAUACAAGCACCUCCUAAGUCGGUAAGAAAAUUUAUUUCAAGUGUGCUAUGCAAUAGACAUGAUGGUUGCAUUUAUUAUAAGAUGCUUUGUUUGGAAGGCUCUUGUGCUAUAUGUGGUGGUUUGCAACAUUUACGAAGAUGUGUACAUUUGGAGAGCACACAUGAAAUUGGUAGGAAACUAGUUUCUUUUGGAAAAUACAAGAUAGUCACAUAUGGACUUAAAAAUCAAAUUUUUUUGAAGAGAUGUGAGCUAGUGAAAAAUGAUAUAUGUGUAGCUAAAUUUAUGAAAAUGUUUAAAGAUAAACUAGUUUAUGAGUACACUAUGCAUACAAAACGCUCAAUGGUUAGAUGAAGAAUUCAAGUUAUGUAAGGACACAUUUCCUCUUGGCACCAUUGUCUCUAUUGUUGAUUUUGCUGAAAAUUAUACACUACAACCUCAAAAUUAAGUGCAAUCUAUGUAUUAUCAUUCUACACAAGUUUCUAUUUUUGUACACAUAACAUUUAUGCAUGUAGAUGAUAACACAAAUGAGGAUAGAAAGGUUGUAAGAGAGUAUCACUUCUACAUAAGUGAUGCUUGUACUCAUUCAUCGAAUUUUGUACAAGGAUGCUUUAAAUUUUUCUAUGAUAAUUUAAAGGAAAAAAACAUACAAUACAACCAACACUUAAUAUGGUUAGAUAAUUGCACCGCACAAUUCAAGAAUGCAAGGAUGUUUUAUCAGUUGACAAGGAUGCAUAUCACAAGUGGUGUACAACACUUUUGAAAUUUUAUUGAGGCUUAACAUGGUAAGGGAGAACACGAUGGUGUAGGAGCAUGUGCAAAAAGAGCCCUAGCUAGAGAAGAAUUGAAGUACGAAGGUGGUGCUAAGUUGAUAAAUGUAGAAACAAUUGUGUGAUGGUGUAAGUCUAUGAUGGGUCUAGGUAAUCCAGGUACGUCAAUGGUUCAUAGAUAUUUUUGGUUGAUCACUAAAUUUAACAUUGAAAACUAUCUAGAUUGUUGUAUAGUUGCAGAAUCAAGUGACAUGCACUCAUUUAUGAGUUCAAAUGCAAGUUCACUAGUAAUUUAUAUGAGACAAAUGGUAUGUUUUCGCUCUUCAUGCAUGUAUUGUUUGUGGGAAGAAUGUGAAUUACAAGAGUGGGUUGACAAAUGGUCUUGUAGAUUGUUGGCUCCCAUUGAUACAUAUCAAAUUCCCAAAGCACUACAAUUGAGCUAGAUGGAGACAUCAGUGGAUUUUGACCAUGUAUCCGACCUAGUGGAUUCAAGUGAUUUUUUGAGUUAAUUUUUUUGCAAGUAUUCUUUUUGGUUCAUUUUUUUGUACAUCACACUUUAUUUUUGGUAUAAUUAUCACUUUAUAAAAUUGCAGGUCAUGUGUAUGCAGCUGUUGCAAAAGAUAACAAUGAAGAAGGAACAUAUUAUUAUUUCUAUCGUUGUGUUGAACCUAAAAGAAAAUUGACAACCACAAUCAUUGACAGAGAGGGUAUUGAAUACCCAAUAGGGUCUGUUGUUGUGACAGGAACAUGGCUUAGGAGAUACCCUAUCAAGAAUUAUGAUGUUUGGUUGUUCGAGGACUUUGAAACACACAGACAUAUUCUUCAUUUCUCUAACCUUGUUGUUGCGACAAAUAUUCAUUUGAUGAAGUAUCACGGUAGACCUCAUAACAAGAUUUUAUGGAAAGUUCGUGAAUCUGACCACGAGGCAAUACUUGACACAAUACGGGUUAGAACCAAUUCUGAAGGCUCACUUGAUUGAUUCUAUAGUUCAGAGUAGAAUGAUUUUGAGAAUUUUGUAUAUAUCAUCGACGAAUUGUUCUAUAUUCAUUUUUUGUAUAUAUAAAUAUCCAUGAGCUGAUUUUUACA
This is a messenger RNA of Cryptomeria japonica (Japanese cedar), 4735 nucleotides long. Its product is annotated as histone-lysine N-methyltransferase ASHR1. The record is from RefSeq and is a predicted model, not a curated record. Gene Ontology annotation, cellular component: nucleus. NCBI's taxonomy places the organism in Eukaryota, Viridiplantae, Streptophyta, Pinopsida, Cupressales, Cupressaceae. The coding region runs from base 225 to 1757 and encodes 510 amino acids. The transcript has 16 exons. Gene Ontology annotation, molecular function: protein binding.